GUUAACUUAUCCUCAGGAUUAGUUAACUGUUGACACUUCAAAGUACAAUGGGAAAUUUGAAUCAAUGAAUGAAAUCGAUAUUUCAUGCAGUCUGUUUCAGAUGCUAUUGGUUAAUAGUCGUAUCGUAUUCGCAAGCACUCGAUUUGUUUGUCCUCGCUUAGUGCAACGAUCCGUGGCUCAAGGGGUCUCGGAUCGUCCACAGUUUGACCCCAUUGUCGCUCGAAAAACAUUCAAAGAAACGCAUAACCAUUCGACGAUGUUCAAGAUCGAGAGAUACCUUUCAGUUGCUACACUACCACUUCUUCCAGCUGCUUAUUUUAUCCAUGGACCUGCUAUGGAUACCGCUUUGGCGUGUGCAAUCACGUUGCAUGUCCACUGGGGUCUUCAUGGUAUACUGAGUGAUUAUGGUCGUCCAUUUGUGCUUGGGCCAACUGCUGCAAAAAUUGUUCAGGGACCAGUUUCCUAUAUACUUAGUAUUUGUCUCCUUGCUGGUUUACUGCACUUCAAUUCUUAUGAUGUUGGCAUAACAAAAGCAUUCGAAAUGAUCUGGUCUUUGUAAGCGAAUAUUAAUCGACGAAGAGCGAUUUUUUUAUCUGUUUGUAAAUUCUUUAUCCAUUAACGGAAGAUUUUUUUACUUCUUAACUGUGCUGUCUCUGUUCCUUUGGAACUAUUGAAGGCGAAUAUUGUUUAAUUACAAAGAAUGGUUUUCUUUCCCCAAUCCAUAUAUUUUACAUUUCCUGGUACAUAAAUUGUAAUAAAGAUGUGAUUCGUGUACAGCUCUCUGCAUGAAUUGACUCUGUUUUGUUUCCUGUAUAUAAAAUCAACUUUCUGUCUAAUCGAUUCCUAAUAAAAUAAUUAGUGUGGUG
Messenger RNA from Loa loa (African eye worm), 866 nucleotides. RefSeq names its product succinate dehydrogenase. Gene Ontology annotation, molecular function: ubiquinone binding; heme binding. The record is from RefSeq and is a predicted model, not a curated record. The transcript has 3 exons. Bases 65 to 559 code for a protein of 164 amino acids. Gene Ontology annotation, biological process: tricarboxylic acid cycle; mitochondrial electron transport, succinate to ubiquinone. Lineage: Eukaryota; Metazoa; Nematoda; Chromadorea; Rhabditida; Onchocercidae. Gene Ontology annotation, cellular component: mitochondrial envelope; membrane.